Messenger RNA from Schistosoma bovis, 972 nucleotides. The record is from the annotation of a GenBank genome assembly. NCBI's taxonomy places the organism in Eukaryota, Metazoa, Platyhelminthes, Trematoda, Strigeidida, Schistosomatidae.
AUGCAAUCUAAAAGUGAUUCAACGCUAAGAUCAUUUACUCAGUCAAAAAACGAUACUAAAAAUAAUAAUAAUAAUUCAAGUGUUACACAAUUAAAACACUUUCAGUUACCAAAAUCAUUAUAUAUCAAUAACGCUUCUUCUCAUACCCCUCCUAAUGUUCACAUUGAUAUGAAAUUAAGCAUCGACACGAAUUACUCCAAUAUUCGUAACAUUAUUCUUUCAGAUUACAAUAGAAAAUUGAAAUAUCAAUGCAACACUAUUCGUCAAAUUAUUAAUAAUAGUAAUGGUGAUAAAAUUUCAGAUAGUUUCACCAAUCUGCCAAAUGAUUAUAAUUUAUUGUACAAAAAUCGUUCAGCACCCACAAAUGAACGACAAUUUCCAUUGUAUAUUGAUGCAUCAGCUUGUACCAGUAAUAAUAAUGUUUAUGAUGAACCAUCCAUACCAGAAUAUAGUUUGUGUAAUGAAAGUUUUUUAUCAGCAUCCAAACCAGAAAAAUCUGGAAUGGGAAAAUUAUCUCCCCAUACUACAUUUUAUCAACACCAUCAUAAGACUAACAUUACUAAUCAUGGUAAAUUUGAACAAAAUGCUCUCCUUACAAGACCAUGUCAUCGACCUACAGAACAAUCAAACAGUUUCGAUGAUCGUUUAACUAUGCAUGCAAGACCUCCUGAUUUGAUUAAGAAAAAGCCGCUUAUCGAUUUGCCUGUCUCAUCAUUAUCUUCGUCGACUAGAAUAGUGGAAUCAUCCAACCAUGUCAUGUCACCUUCAUUAUGUAAUAAUCAUUUGAAUAAGAAAUUAAUGUCGAAUGAAAUUGACCGUUGUGAAUCAAUAAUGCUCACAAUUUACUUGAUUGAAUUGGACAAAGUCGAUAAUCAGUCAAACCAAUCAUUAUCAUCAUCAUUAUAUUUAUCCAAUAUUCCACAAGAGAAAAUCUAUUCACUACCUAUUCAUAAAGGGAAAGUAAGUUGGUGA